Molecule: messenger RNA, 1843 nt
Organism: Rosa chinensis
Lineage: Eukaryota; Viridiplantae; Streptophyta; Magnoliopsida; Rosales; Rosaceae
Product: scarecrow-like protein 3
Exons: 2
Coding region: 264-1616 (450 amino acids)
Biological process (GO): response to gibberellin; regulation of DNA-templated transcription
Cellular component (GO): nucleus
Molecular function (GO): DNA-binding transcription factor activity; sequence-specific DNA binding
Source: RefSeq, a predicted model, not a curated record
GACAACGUAGCAUGAAGUCUUCCUCUGUCAUCCAAAGCUCUCAGCUUUAUUUAAACCCAACCGAACUGCUAAUUGCUCUCUGAUAUAAACAGAGGAAACCCAGAAAUAAAAUAAAAACCCCCUGCACCAGCUCUGUGGAGAUUGAUCAAUUUAAAACCCACUAAGGAUUCGCUUUUCUUCAUUCAAUUGGUUAGUUCUGGGCAUACAUGUUCCACGAUGAAGGGUCAUCAUCUGCAACUUAAUCUCCUCUCCAAUUCUUUACAAUGACGUCACCUAGUUUAGGAUCACCAUACCCUUGGCAAAGAGAACUCAAAUCGGAGGAGCGGGGUCUGUGUUUGAUCCACUUGUUGCUCACUUGUGCAAAUUAUGUUGCUGCGGGAAACCUCGAAAAUGCAAAUAUUGCCCUUGAGCAAAUCUCCCUGCUUGCCUCUUCGGAUGGUGAUACCAUGCAGCGGAUUGCAGCCUACUUCACUGAGGCUCUUGCUGACCGAAUCCUCAAAGCUUGGCCUGGUCUUUAUAAGGCCCUAUAUUCCACUAGAAUAUCUUCAGUUUCUGAAGAAUUUCUAGUUCGGAAAGUGUUCUUUGAGAUGCUUCCAUUCCUAAAGGUGGCUUAUGUGCUCACAAACCAAGCUAUUAUUGAAGCGAUGGAAGAAGAAAAGAUGGUCCAUAUAAUUGACCUUAAUUCAUCUGAACCUGCACAGUGGAUAGCUCUUCUUCAUGUUUUAAGUGCAAGGCCUGAGGGUCCACCUCAUUUGAGAAUUACCGGUGUCCAUCAACGAAAAGAAGUACUAGAUCAAAUGGCUCAUAGCUUGACUGAGGAAGCAGAAAGAUUGGAUACUCCAUUUCAGUUCAAUCCCGUAGUCAGCAAGUUGGAAACACUUGAUUUUGAAAAGCUCCAUGUUAAAACCGGUGAGGCUUUAGCUAUCAGCUCAGUUCUCCAAUUUCACUCCCUCUUGUCAUCUGAUGAUGAUUUCCACAGAAAGAAAUUCUCAUUGGAAUCAAAGAAUCCAAAUAGAGUUCACUCACCUGGAGUGUUGCAAAUGGGCCAAGGCACAUUGGGUGAGUUGCUAGAGAAAGAUAUGGGCAAGGGAUAUAGCCCCAGUCCUGACUCAACCUCGUCAUCCCCACUAUCCCCAGUUGGUUCUGUGAAGAUGGACAGCUUUCUUAAUGCAUUUUGGGGUUUGACACCGAAGAUCAUGGUAGUUACCGAACAAGAUUCCAACCAUAAUGGCUCCACUCUAAUGGAGAGGCUAUUCGAAGCUUUAUACUCGUAUGCCGCAUUAUUUGAUUGCUUGGAGUCUACGAUGUCAAGAACUUCAUUGGAAAGAAUGAAGGUAGAGAAAAUGCUAUUUGGGGAGGAAAUUAAAAACAUUAUAGCUUGUGAAGGAUCUGAGAGGAAAGAAAGACAUGAAAAACUUGAGAAGUGGAUUCAAAGGCUCGAUUUAGCUGGCUUUGGAAAUGUACCUUUGAGCUAUUAUGGAAUGCUUCAGGCAAGGAAGUUGUUGCAGGGUUAUGGUUGUGAUGGAUAUAGGAUCAGGGAAGAGAAUGGCUGUGUGUUGAUGUCGUGGCAAGAUCGACCCCUAUUUUCUGUCUCAGCUUGGAGAUGCAGGAAGUAGAUAUGGAGUAUUUAUACUGAUAUCUGUCUUGCUAUUUGAUUACUUUAGAUAGAAUGAUAGAUCAACCUCUUGUUUGGCUAUUUGCAUUUCAUUUGUUUAUUUUAUUUUUCACUUUUAUAUCUAAUUGGUACUAAUGCUGAGCAUUGGUCUAUUAUGUUUCUUGUUUCGAUGUGUUCUCUCUGUAUCUCAUGCACUAAUGAUAUUUGAGCUUUGUAUAUAUUAGAUCA